This is a messenger RNA of Chanos chanos (milkfish), 1173 nucleotides long. Its product is annotated as C-C chemokine receptor type 6-like. The record is from RefSeq and is a predicted model, not a curated record. Gene Ontology annotation, cellular component: external side of plasma membrane; membrane. Bases 1 to 1173 code for a protein of 390 amino acids. NCBI's taxonomy places the organism in Eukaryota, Metazoa, Chordata, Actinopteri, Gonorynchiformes, Chanidae. Gene Ontology annotation, molecular function: C-C chemokine binding; C-C chemokine receptor activity. Gene Ontology annotation, biological process: cell chemotaxis; G protein-coupled receptor signaling pathway; immune response. The transcript has a single exon.
AUGGGUGAAUUGAAUACCACGGGCAACUUCACCUACUCCGAUGAGGAACUAGCGGAGAUGUAUGAUGGGAUGGAGGAGCCCUGUGAGAUGGGGAGAGACACACAGCUGAAGCAUGCCCUCAGCGUUUACGUCCACUCCAUCAUCUGUGUCAUUGGCUUCAUCGGCAACAUCCUCGUCAUCAUCACCUACGCCUUCUAUAAAAGGGCCAAAUCCAUGACGGACGUCUACCUGCUCAACUUGGCCGUAGCUGACAUUAUGUUUGUGCUAGCGUUGCCGCUCAUCAUCUACAACGAGCACAACAACUGGGCCAUGGGCGAUGGGGCUUGCAAGCUCCUCAGUGGCCUCUACAGCAUGAACGUGUACAGCGGCAUCCUCCUGCUGGCCUGUAUCGGUACCGACCGUUACAUGGCCAUUGUCCUAGCUAGCCGGUCGUUCCGGAUGCGCUCAAAAACACGAGUCUAUGGCCAUGUGAUCUGCAUUGCGGUCUGGUUCCUGGCUCUCAUGCUGUCCCUGCCCACGUUCAUCUACUACAAGAGGUAUGAUGCCAAUGAAAGGCAAUCCUUAAAUGAAUUCAAAAGCUUCGAUGACGACUAUGACAACUACAUGGGAUAUGUGAAGACAUUGGAAGACAAGUAUAUGGGAGAUGAACCCAACAUAGUGUGCUCUUUCCAUUUCGACGACAACACGACGGCGCGUCUUGUAAAGCGUUUGGUUCCCAGUUCGCAGGUGGCCAUAGGUUUCUGUCUUCCCCUUCUGAUCAUGGGUUUCUGCUACACCAGUGUUAUCUUGACCCUACAGCGCGCCAAGAACUUCCAGCGGCACAAAGCUGUCCGUGUGGUCUUGUGUGUUGUGAUAGUGUUCUUGGCCUGUCAUGUCCCCUACAACACGACUCUCCUCUACUUCACUGUGGUCUUGUUCCAGCAGAUGGAAUGUGACCAGGAAGUUAGCAUACAAGUGGCACUGGUAGUGACCCAGACUAUAGCUUAUCUGCAUUGCUGUCUAAACCCCAUCCUCUAUGCCUUUGUUGGGGUCAAUUUCCGCAACCACUUCCGUAAGAUUUUGAUUGACACAUUCUGUAAAGGAAAGAGGUACUUCCAAGGGGACACAAGCUACUUUAGCCGUCGCUCUGUAGAUGGAUCGACCAAAGAAAAUGCCACGUCUUUCACAAUGUGA